Molecule: messenger RNA, 2739 nt
Organism: Epithele typhae
Lineage: Eukaryota; Fungi; Basidiomycota; Agaricomycetes; Polyporales; Epitheliaceae
Product: PGAP1-domain-containing protein
Exons: 10
Coding region: 1-2739 (912 amino acids)
Biological process (GO): endoplasmic reticulum to Golgi vesicle-mediated transport; GPI anchor metabolic process
Cellular component (GO): endoplasmic reticulum
Molecular function (GO): phosphatidylinositol deacylase activity
Source: RefSeq, a predicted model, not a curated record
AUGAGCAGGUUGCUCGUUGCCCUCUCCGUCUUCACCCUUGCUGCCCUCGCCGCCUUCUACUAUGCCGUUCUAGAUACCUACUCCUCCCUCUCGCCCCAAGGAUGCCGCAUGUCAUGGAUGUGGCCAGGCUACAUCCUCCAAAACAAGUUUGAUCCCUCAUGGACGCCUUUGGCUCGUCGCUACAACCUCUGGUUGUACCGCGAAGGCAACGACUUUGAGAGCCAUGAGCUGCACGGUGCACCCGUACUCUUCAUCCCUGGAAAUGCCGGGUCCUCGCACCAGGUUCGUUCAAUAGCGUCCUCGGCUGCACACCAGUACUUCUCCGCCCCGUCCCAUGUCGCCGACGAGUUUGCGGGAGAAGGGUACAAGGGGCUCGACUUCUUUGCCGUUGAGUUCAACGAGGAUCUCUCGGCCUUCCAUGGUCCCACUAUCGAUACCCAAAUAGCAUAUGCAUCUAAAGCCAUUGACUACAUCUUGUCACAAUAUCCCACAGGAACCUCCAUCAUCGUUAUGGGUCACUCUAUGGGUGGUGUCGUUGCUACGGCGCUCCUACCAAACCCCAACAUCUCCGCCGUCAUCACUAUGUCGACCCCUCACACACUCCCUCCUGUUAGGUUCGACCGCCGCAUAGAUCAUAUCUAUGCAGAAAACCACAAACGUCUGGUCUCUGAUCCGACGCCUAUCUUGUCUCUCUGUGGCGGCGCUCCAGACUUGAUGAUCCCUUCAGAGGCGUGCAUGCUCCUGCCGUCUGUUAUACACUUCCCCUCCUCGCUAUACCGACGAACGGUCUUCACCAGUGCUCUAGAAGGUUGCUGGACAGGUGUCGGGCACCUGGCUAUGGUAUGGUGUCACCAGGUCCGCUGGCGCGUUGCUCGUGCAGCUUUGGACAUCGCGGCUGCUGGCACACUCGAAGGACGGACGGCGGCUCUAGACAAAUGGUUGAAAGAUGAUCAAAUCCUGCUCGUACGCCAGCCCGAGGAAUCCACAACCUACAUCUUGUCAUUACCACCUGCACAUGACGGACGGUCUUCUGCAACCUUUGUUCUCUAUGCUUCGCGGGGCUCGAUUGCCUCAAUAGCUCCCCAAAAGCCAUUGCCCUUCCAUGUCAAUGUCCAUCACUGCCGUAACCCGAGUCCAUGCUCGCCCCUUGCUCCCAAACUUCUUAAGCUCCUUCCAAGCCCAAUCGCGGGGUCUCCUUUCCCGGUUCCAGAUGAAGGUUCGGAUGAGUCGGAAGGUAUAGUAUUAUUUGAAGCAGAUUUGUCACUGGCCGAAGGAGGCGAUGUGAUGGUUACCCUGGAGGAAGGAAACAAGCACGGAUGGGUGCUCGGUGGGUUCGUCAACGGGGAGCCUGAAAACGCUAACGUUGGUCUGUUAAGCUUGCUCUUCAGCAGCUGGGAAGUAGACGUGCCUGCCGGCAUCAGAACGCACAUCAACAUUCCGGGGCUCCUAUCCAACUCCCUUCUGGUUUACUCCAUCACACCCGUUGUGGAUCAAAGCUCUGACUGUUCAUCCAACACUGUUCUCCUGCCGUUGCUCGAGCAUAGCUCAUCCCCCGUCGAAACCCACUACUAUCCCUUGGCCCCCGGCUUUGGACGCCCUCUCCUGCUGCACUCACAUGCUGCGGCACCUUAUAUCUCUUCCGUCAACCCACGGGGCCACACACUCACAAUCUACUCGUCCGGAGAAUGCGCAGUAGAGAAACUAACAAUUCGCGUGGAUUGGUGGGCGACCAUUGGGAGGUGGGGCACCAGGUACGGACCGGCCGCAGCUUGCUGGGCCGUAGGUAUUGCCAUCAUUCUAGUAUGGGACACAUGGGGGAUAGCAGAGCGAGGUGCGGCGAUUCCAGACGUCAACGGAUCACUGGAGUUUUUCGCGCGGAGACGCCUCCCAGCAUUGUCAGCCUUAUCUUUGCUGGUCUCCCUUCUGCCUUUACGCGUGGGCCUAUGGCUAGGGAACGCGGGCGAACCUUCCUUUGCGUUGCUGUCGACGCUGUUGCUUCCUAUCUCCUUCGGACUGGUCUGCAUUAUGUGGUGGCUCCUUCGCAUUAUACUCUGGCCAUUCCAACGUAUACUGAGGGUAUUCCCAAGACGCAGAGAGGAUCUUGCCCUUCGACGACGAACCUCAGCCCUGUUGUCCAUGGCUAUCAUAUUCCUUCUCAUUUUCGUCGUGGUGCCCUGGCAAGUGGCGUUCCUUGGCUGCUGGCUUAUUCACCUCUACACUUGCGCCUCUGUCCUGUCUGAGGUGUAUUCUACUCCUCCCGCCUCGUCUGCCCAGUCGUCGCCUGACGCAAUUCCCCUGGUCUCAAUGUCGUCCGAAAGCCAAGAGUUGGAUCAACCAAGCGCAGAGGCAAGAGGGAUCCCUCCAGCCGACCUUCCGUGGAAUCAACAAGUGAACGCGCAUUUGCAUAUCCUCCUCCUCAUGACCUGGCUUCUGCCACUGGUCGCUCCAGUGUUAGCAGUAUGGGUCCGCACGCUGGUCACCGCCGGCCUCACCACGCCGUUUGACGGCGACCAUAAUUUCCUCUACGUUGCCCCCUUCCUCGUCCUAGUAGAAGUUUUGGGCAGUGGAGCCGCAGGUACUGGCAUCAAGGUUCUGUUCACCGGUCACAUCCACGAACGUAUUUCGCCGCGGUGGGGGAUGGCAGCGGUUGCUCUGGUCGCUUUCUUCGCAGCAAGCGUGGCGAUGGGCUGGGCGGUGAUACAGAGAAUUGGGCCGGUUUAUUGGCGCGGAAGCGUAUGA